This is a messenger RNA of Symbiodinium sp. CCMP2592, 348 nucleotides long. The record is from the annotation of a GenBank genome assembly. Lineage: Eukaryota; Dinophyceae; Suessiales; Symbiodiniaceae.
AUGGGCCGGUUUUUUCAGCGCUUCUACAACGACGACGAGCCAGUGUACUGUUGUGCAGCUUGUGGCGCGCAUGUCGCGCAGUACAAGGAUUUGCUGUCGACGAAUUUCCGGGGCAGGACAGGCAAUGCGUUGCUCUUCAACCAAGUGAUCAAUGUCACGGCAGGACCUUUGGAAGACAGUGUGAUGACCACAGGCUUGCACACGAUCCGGUGCUUGUUCUGCGUCGUUUGUGAAGAGCGCGUUGGAUGGAAAUAUGAGGUGGCUUUCGAGGAGGAUCAGAAGUACAAGGAAGGCCGCUUUAUCCUCGAAGAAGAGCUGCUUUCAUCCACAGUGCAGGGGAUGAACUGA